CCAGGCUCGGAUCCCGCCCCCUCCUGCGUCACUCUCCACCUCCAUACCUUCCCGACUCCUGCCCCUUCCUUACGUCACGCCCCGCUUCAGGCCCCGCCCCGCUCCUGGUCCCCCUUUUUCUGCAGCCUCGAGAGCGGGCUCCCACAUAGCCUGCGGCUCCUCCUCCCAGUCCUAGUCCGACCGUCCUCGUUCUGCUCCUCGCUUCAGCCGCCAUGCCGGGAGGUCUGCUGCUCGGAGACGAGGCCCCCAACUUCGAAGCGGACACCACGAUCGGCCGCAUCCGCUUCCACGACUUCCUCGGAGACUCAUGGGGCAUCCUCUUCUCCCACCCUCGGGACUUUACUCCAGUGUGCACAACAGAGCUGGGCCGUGCCUGCAAGCUUGCCUCAGAAUUUGCCAAGCGAAAUGUUAAGAUGAUCGCCCUUUCUAUUGACUCUGUCCAGGACCACCUUGCCUGGUGUAAGGAUAUCAAUGCAUACAAUGGAGAGCCACCUGUCGAGAAGCUGCCUUUCCCCAUUAUCGAUGAUCACAAACGGGACCUUGCCAUCAAGCUGGGCAUGCUAGACCCGGAUGAGCGGGAUGGGCAGGGCAUGCCUGUGACGGCACGUGUGGUAUUUAUUUUUGGCCCUGAUAAGAAGUUGAAGCUGUCCAUCCUCUAUCCAGCAACUACCGGCAGGAACUUCGACGAGCUCCUCAGAGUGAUUGACUCCCUUCAACUGACAGCAUACAAGAAGGUUGCUACUCCCGUGGACUGGAAACCUGGAGACAGCGUCAUGGUGGUUCCAACUAUCUCUGAAGAUGAGGCCAAAGCCCUGUUCCCGAAAGGAGUCUUCACCAAAGAUCUCCCUUCAGGCAAGAAAUACCUCCGGUACACCCCCCAGCCCUAGGGGCCUCCGGCCAGGGCUCCCUCUAGGCGCCUCCCCAGGACCACUGAGGCUGCUCUACUGAACCCAAGGCUUGUUAGGUGAAAACGGCCCCGCGGCGCCUGUGCCUCCUCUCCUUGUGCCUUUCCCAGCAUUCCCCGGGGCAUGGAAGGCCCACCCUCCAGCUCCUGGGAGGACUCCUACACGGGCCUCACAGACACAUCAUCUCUUUUUCUAAUUCUUCUCUGGGGCAGGAGACAACAGCUCUGUCUAGGGAGCUUCACCUCCCUUUGGGGAUUUCUGUUUAGCACAGACGAUAGUCAUUGAGGCAUUUCACACCGUUUUCCUCCAUGUUGAAUAUUAGGAUUCUUACCUUUCCAGCAGAUACAGGGAAGCAGAAUACAACUAAUAUUUUGUGACAUCAGACAAAAGAGCUUCCUGGUUCUGUCCCCGAAUGUGGAGGUGGCCCAGAGGAUGGGCCAGGGGUGGGAUGGUGGAGGGCCGCCAUCGUGGGUGCCUUUGAAGCUAGUCAGUUAUCUAGUGUGUUCAUAGUAAGAUAAAGCGUGUCUACUAGAGGGGGAAAGGGAGGAGAGAAAGAUACUAUUUCUUUACUACAAAAUAUUGUCUCUACAUUGGAUGGUUUUCUGUUUUCUGAUAUUUUGCCUUUAGGGGAGCCACAAAUAAAAGACUUUUGAAACUA
Messenger RNA from Monodelphis domestica (gray short-tailed opossum), 1563 nucleotides. RefSeq names its product peroxiredoxin 6 (gene PRDX6). Gene Ontology annotation, cellular component: mitochondrion; cytosol. Gene Ontology annotation, molecular function: peroxiredoxin activity. Lineage: Eukaryota; Metazoa; Chordata; Mammalia; Didelphimorphia; Didelphidae. Gene Ontology annotation, biological process: cellular oxidant detoxification; cell redox homeostasis. The record is from RefSeq and is a predicted model, not a curated record.